Messenger RNA from Dryobates pubescens (Downy woodpecker), 2612 nucleotides. RefSeq names its product zinc finger protein 319 (gene ZNF319). Lineage: Eukaryota; Metazoa; Chordata; Aves; Piciformes; Picidae. The transcript has 2 exons. The coding region runs from base 909 to 2606 and encodes 565 amino acids. The record is from RefSeq and is a predicted model, not a curated record.
CCAGCUCCUUCCCACGCCACCGCGGGGCCCCCCGGCGCGGCGGCGAAGGCCUCGGGGCGCCGCUUGCGGCGGGCCGGCGGGGCCGUCCCAUGGGGAGCGGCGAGCGGCGGGCCGGGCCUGGCCGCGGGCUGCGGCGGCGGCCGCUGCUGCUGCUGCUCCUCUCCGCGCUCCCCGGCCGCCCCCGCGUCCCGCCGCCGCGCCGCGCCGCUCCCUGAGGCGGCCUCCGGCCCCGGCGCUGCCAGGCGAGGCCCAGGCGGGCGGCGAGCCCCGGGCGCGGGCGGGAGGCUGACCGGACCAUGCCGGAGCAGGCCGUGCCGGGGGCCGCUUCUCCAGUUUGAAAGUACCUCUCUUCCCUCUCUCCCGCUGCUCUCCCGGCUGCUCUCCUUACAUGGUUGUCGCUUCCCACCUCCCACGGAGCGAUGAGUUAGGCUCGGAGCCGGCGCCGGGACCCGCGCGGAGCCCUCGCCGAGAGCCAAGAGAGAGCUGCUCCCCGGGCUGCCUCCCUUGCCCUUCCCAGGCCUGAGUGCUCUGCAGCCAGCACAGGGAAGGGCCUCCUCUUCGAGGCAGUUGCUUCUGACUCCUGGGGUUUUUUUUGGGUUUGUUUUUCCUUUUUGGUCCAAAUCCAACCCGAAUCACUCCAUAAAGAACUUGUGCUGAGCAAAAGGAGGAGGCUGUGGAGUCUCAGUGACCUCUUUGCUUCCCAGGGUCCUGGCUGUGAGGGUUUUCUGCCCUGGCCUUUCAGGAGGCUCACCUGCAGGGGACUGGGAUCUCGGCUCCUUUGGCUGUUCUCUGUUGGUUGGUUGGGUUUGGGGCUUUUUUGGGCCUCCGCUUGAGCCCUUCAGCGACCGAGAAGCCGAAGCUGUCGCUGCUAAAAUCCCCUGGGUUUUAUUUUUCAUCCCCCCCCAAGCAUGUCAGACAGCUGGCAGCAGCCACAGCAGCAACCCCAGCAGCAGCCGCCGCCGCCGCCGCCGCAGCAACACCACGCGGGGGCAACCCCCCUCCCGGAGCACUCCAUCGCCCCCGGCGCCGCCGACAACCCCUUGGGCUGCGCCGUCUACGGCAUCCUGCUGCAGCCGGACCCCGGCCUGCAGCAGCACCACCAGCACUCCUCCUCCGCCUCCUCCUCCUCCCUGCAGGCUGCGGAGCCCUCCCCUAAAUGCGGGGUGUGCGGCCACGACCUGGCCCACCUCUCCAACCCCCACGAGCACCAGUGCUUGCCGGCUCAUGACCGCUCCUUCCAGUGCACCCAGUGCCUGAAGAUCUUCCACCAGGCCACCGACCUGCUGGAGCACCAGUGCAUCCAGGUGGAGCAGAAGCCCUUCGUCUGCGGCGUCUGCAAGAUGGGCUUCUCCCUGCUCACCUCCCUGGCGCAGCACCACAACGUCCACAACGGCAACGCCAUCAAGUGCUCCAUCUGCGAGAAGACCUACAAGCCCCCCGAGGCCGAGACCCCCCAGCCCCUGGACCCCGCCGAGCGGCCUUACAGCUGCUCCAUCUGCCAGAAGACCUUCAAGCACCUGUCGGAGCUGUCCCGCCACGAGCGCGUCCACACGGGCGAGAAGCCCUACAAGUGCACCCUGUGCGAGAAGAGCUUCAGCCAGUCCUCCCACCUGGUGCACCACAAGCGGACCCACAGCUCGGAGCGGCCCUACAAGUGCACCGUGUGCGAGAAGACCUUCAAGCACCGCUCCCACCUGGUGCGCCACAUGUACGCCCACGCCGGCGAGCCGCUCUUCAAGUGCGACGCCUGCGAGCUGCACUUCAAGGAGUCCUCCGAGCUGCUGCAGCACCCCUGCACCCCCAGCGGGGAGCGGCCCUUCCGCUGCGGCGAGUGCCAGAAGGCCUUCAAGCGGCCCUCGGACCUGCGGCAGCACGAGCGGACCCACAGCGAGGAGCGGCCCUUCAAGUGCGACCUCUGCCAGAUGAGCUUCAAGCAGCAGUACGCCCUGAUGCGCCACCGCCGCACGCACAAGGCCGAGGAGCCCUUCAAGUGCAACCUCUGCGAGAAGGCCUUCGCCCAGCCCUCCCACCUGCUCUACCACCAGCACGUCCACGGCAUCGAGAACCUCUUCAAGUGCAACGCCUGCCAGAAGGGCUUCGACCAGUCCUCCGAGCUGCUGCGCCACAAGUGCGCGCCGCCGGGCGCCGCCGAGCGGCCCUUCAAGUGCGCCGCCUGCAGCAAGGCCUACAAGAGGGCCUCGGCCCUGCAGCGCCACCAGCUGGCCCACUGCGCCGAGAAGCCGCUCAAGUGCACCCUCUGCGAGAGACGCUUCUUCUCCUCCUCCGAGUUCGUGCAGCACCGCUGCGACCCGGCCCGCGAGAAGCCCCUCAAGUGCCCCGACUGCCAGAAGCGCUUCAAGUACGCCUCGGACCUGCAGCGCCACCGGCGCGUCCACACGGGCGAGAAGCCCUACAAGUGCCCCUCCUGCGAGAAGGCCUUCAAGCAGCGCGAGCACCUCAACAAGCACCACGGGGUGCACGCCCGCGAGCAGCAGUACAAGUGCAUGUGGUGCGGGGAGCGCUUCCUGGACUUGGGCCUGCUGCAGGAGCACAGCGUCCAGCACACGGCCGACGGCGCCUACCAGGUGGCCGCCUGCUUGCCCUGAGCCUUC